CUUAAUUCCUCGUAAGCACGAGGAAUUAUGACCUGAACAACUACAUGUAUCUUUAAUGGAACAUUAAAGGAGAACUGACCGACAUUUUGAGUUUUUUCGCAUUCAGGUUUUUUACUUACGCCCUUUACUUUUGCCUCAUAUUUAUUUUUGCCAUACGCAUAAGGAUUUUGAGGUUCUAUAGUAAUUCGAAAAACUUUGACACUUGAUAUAUUAUUCACGGCGCGUAUCUGCGAUCUGGUUAGUCAUGUCGAACAUGGAAACUGCGCGCUCGCAGUACAUAUAUGGACUAGUAGAAAAUGCUAAAUUGCUUUCUGUCGGUUCUCCUGAUAUUUACGGAGUUUCAAUGAAACUGGAUGGAUCACAAAAAUUUAAAAGAUGCCCCGCAACUGCGGCAAAGAGUACUAAACCCGAAAAAGUUAUUUUACUGGUGGGAGCAACUGGAGCUGGAAAGACAACGCUGAUUAACGCAUUCGCUAAUCAUAGUUUUGGUGUCAAAUGGACCGACAGCGUUCGCUUCGAAGUUGCUCUGGAGGACGAUGAAGACACAAAUCAAGCAAAAAGUAUCACAAAACAUGUUACCGUAUAUGAAAUAUCGCCAAAUCCGGCAGUGGCAUCGCAGUUUUGUCUGAAAAUUAUUGACACACCCGGUUUAGGUGACACGCAAGGCAUGCUGCGCGAUGAGGAAAUUAUUCGCCAGAUCCAACAUUUUCUAAGCGAUGAAAAUACCCGACAGCUUGGAAUUACGCAUUUGGAUGCGGUCUGCAUCGUAACCCAAAGUGCCAGACCACGGUUGACCGUAACCCAGCAAUAUAUAUACAAUUCCGUGUUGGCUUUGUUUGGAAAAGACGUUGCCGAAAAUAUAUUUUUGCUCUGUACGUUUGCGGACGAUAAAGAUCCUCCGGUCUUGGCUGCCGCUAAGAAAGCCGAAAUCCCUUAUAAACAAUGGUUUUCUUUCAACAAUUGCGCACUAUACGCUGAUAAUAAUGAGAACUGUGGUCCAUUCAGUACGUUAUACUGGAACAUGUGCGAAAACAGUAUCGACAAAUUUUUUCUUCAUCUCCAGCGGACUAGUCCCUGCCGACUGAAUCUGACAUGUAAAGUACUGCAUGAACGGCAUGCACUAAAAGAGGCAAUGCGGCUUUUGGUUCCUUUAUAUAUGAGUAAUAAAAAUUCAAUGGAAACGAUCCGGAAACAUCAGGUAGAGCUACAACAACUGGAGGCAGAAAUAAAGGCAAACAGCAAAUACGAGCAAGUGAGAAACAUCCCUUAUACGAGCAAAACGGAAGUUCCAGUUGGGCAGUACGCUACCAACUGCUUACGUUGCAACACAACGUGUUAUCAGUCGUAUAGGCAUUUACAAAACACCGAUAAGAUUCCCGCUGAGAUAAUGAUGGAUGGACGGUGUUUUGUUUGCCCACGUAACUGUUAUGCGUUCGAACAUGCAAACAUGCAGUACCGGUUCCAGUCUGGCUUCAGGGGCGAAGCCAAGAUAGACGAGAGUAUGAAGGAAGUUCGUGAUAAAGCUGAGGACAAAAAGAAGGCAACACAAAAUAUUUUAGAGAGUUUGACGGAUACUUUUGCAAGAAAUGUAUUGGAAAUGGCUGCACCUAUUGUGGAAUCGCUUGAAUGUCUACAGAGAAUUCAGGCGACUGCGCUUCUCCCUAACGCGAUCGGGAAUGCUGCUUACGUGGAUAUUUUAAUUGAAGCAGAAAAGUCCGAAAAGCGGACAGGCUUUUUGGACAGUAUUAAAAGGCUCACAUUGGGCGAUUCUAAUCAAACACACAUCCAUGUCAUUAACAUUUUUAUCGGUGACGCUACUGCAUUCAGUUAUUACGAAGUUGGACCGGCAUUAGACGUGGCCUUGGAGCGAGUGCAGCAGGACUAUCCGAUGACAUUUGUUAAUAUAUCCAGAACGACAAUCCAUUACCCUGGCACACUCAGUUGUGCCGAUGGCGCGGCCUUAAUUCCGGUCUUAUCAGAAACCAUCUAUCAAGCCAUCCUGCGAUAUCCUCACAGCUUUACGGUCAUGUUUUCUCCAGGGUGUAGCAUGGAGAUGCUGAAUCUUGGACACUCUGCCCAAGGCAGGUUGGAGAACCCAGUUGCUCAAAUGCAGCGAAUGUUUCUAAAUUACUUACACACGAUUCCUCUCAGCAAUCCAUAAGAGUUUGGAUUGGGUAAUCUUCAUCAAAUAAAGAUUAACCAUAAAAUGGGAUGUUCCGCUGAUUGCAUCGUAAGGUCACUCUUGCAAACGGCUUUUAAUGAAACAUAUGAAAUUUAAGAACUGCCUAUUUAACCGGAGGAAAAAGCCACAAUCAACCGAAACGCUGACCUGCGUUACAAAAAAAAGAUUAAAAUUCGAAAGUACCUUAUGCAUCCUUAGUAUCGUCUUUUUUAGUUCAGCAAGCGAUAGUACAGUACGCUUGCCGAUAAAGAACGUUAUCCAACGUUAAUGAGCUUUACAUCCUCGGAUGAAGUAGCAACGUUCCGGAGUUUCAAGCUAUUAUUAGACAGAUACCGUUGGAGUAACAUUACGCUCUUGUGCGAUACGCCCAUGCAGUUCCAGCAAAGGGGUGUGUCCUAUGAUAGCCUGCCACGAUCUUAAGCGGUCUCUAGAUGGAUCAACGACAACCAAAUAUCUUACCUAUAAACUGGAAUUCAGCUCCAGAGGAAGUCAAGACUCCACAACACUCCUGUCACGGAUGCAGAACCAAAGCCGAGUGGGAGUGAUCUGCGCUCAUCCUCGUGUUGUUCGCGAUAUUAUGGUGACGGCAAAUCGCCUAAACAUGACCAACGGCGACUAUAUAUUCUUCACUCUGCAAAGUGCAAACCACACGGGUGCCAGGUCAAACGGAAAUUCUUUGGCAGUUUUUCGAUGGCAACGACGAAGCAGCUCACGAUGGCUUCCAGUCACUGAUCAACUUCCAGAACCCGAAUCCAAGAUGGGAACUUAUCGACGAUGAACUGGAAAAAGCUAAUACUAUUUCGUUCUAGCGUUACAACCGCUCAGUAUCUCGCAAUGACAGCUUAACGAUCUGGCCAUUUCGGGGUACGAAUCUGUGAUUGCGGUUGCUAGCGUUUUGGACGAAGUCCGAAAGGAGAUCCACGCCUUAACGGGAACCAGUUUUGUCAAAAGAUUCUACAAUCGAUUGUUUAACAUAUGCUUCCGAAAUUUUUCCAUCAAUGAAAACGGAAAGCGAGUGAACGAUGUUUACCAUCGAUUCAACGCCGAUACCGGCGUUUUUGAGUCAAGAAAG
Messenger RNA from Paramacrobiotus metropolitanus, 3254 nucleotides. RefSeq lists its product as uncharacterized. Bases 245 to 2161 code for a protein of 638 amino acids. The record is from RefSeq and is a predicted model, not a curated record. Gene Ontology annotation, molecular function: GTP binding. The transcript is spliced from 11 exons. NCBI's taxonomy places the organism in Eukaryota, Metazoa, Tardigrada, Eutardigrada, Parachela, Macrobiotidae.